UGAAGCCACCCUCUCUACAUAUACUCGAUCAUGAUUUUGCCCAAAUUCAUAUCAAAUCAUCUCUCUCUCAAAUCAAACACACACACACACAGAAUUACAAACAGAGCAUUGCAAUGGCUUCUUCUUCAUCGAGACGCUCGUGCUCAUUCCUCCUUCUCCUCCUCUCCUUCUUCAAUUUCAUCCUUUUUAUCCUCUCGGCGACCUCCAUAGCGCCUACGCUCGCCCUUCGAAUGCCGCCGACCUCCCUCGGGUGGGCGUUCCUGAUGAUCUCCUCCGUGUCGCUGCUGUCGUCGUUCGUCGGAUUCUACUCGCACCUCACGCAUAUCUGCUUCAUCACGCACGCCUCGCUCCUGCUGGCGUCGUCGGCGGGGCAGCUGCUGGGGAUGCUGGCCCUGUUCACCAAGGAGAAGCCGAGCCUGGAGAUGCUGAGGUCCCCAAGGGAUCCGAGGGAGGCGAAGCUGCUAGUGAGGCUGGAGUGCGGGAUUCUGAUGGCGAUGAUUGUGAUGCAAUUGGGGAUUCUGUUGCUGAGCUGCGUCGUGCACAGCUGCAGUGUGAACGCGGAGGGGAAGAUCGCUGAGGAGCCGGUGGCAACGAGUGAGAUGAAAAACAGGGAUUUUGAUGAGAAGAUGAUCAAUAAGUAUGGCAAAUGGAAGGAGUCUGAUGUCUGAUUGUUUCUUUCUUACUAUUUCAUUGUUUAUUUAUUUAUUUAUUUAUUUUUAUGUUUAAUUUAGUUCAUAAAUAAUUAGGUUUCGAUUAAUGUUCAUUGAUUAAUGGAGAUUUGUGUA
Molecule: messenger RNA, 785 nt
Organism: Salvia splendens (bonfire salvia)
Lineage: Eukaryota; Viridiplantae; Streptophyta; Magnoliopsida; Lamiales; Lamiaceae
Exons: 1
Coding region: 114-668 (184 amino acids)
Source: RefSeq, a predicted model, not a curated record